AAAGUGAAAAUCGAUUUGCGAAACUGGAGCAGAGGCAAACCCAGGUUAUCACUAAUGAACAGGAAGUAUCCCUCGCAAAAAAUAUUUCACCGCCUAUCGAAGAUCAGUCCGAUAAAGAUAACGGUAUUACUCUCGAUCCCUUGUCCGAACAUAACUCGACCCAGACCCAAUGGAGCAAUUCUAAAUCUCUAACUGAUCCUGAAUCGUCUAUUGCUUCUUUGCCACAAGAUAUUAUUGAUGACGAUUCAGCUGAAACUCUAGAUUUUGUAGAAAGGGGAUAUAAAGAACGUGUUAGUAAAGAGAAAAUGGAGAGAAUUAGAGAAAAGAAACUUCGGGAUCAAAACUUAUCUUCGGAUAAUAGUUCAUCGGAUCAAUCUAAUUUAUCGUGUGAUAUAUCGCGAGAACAUAAAAUAACCAAUCAAAAUCUCAGAAUAUCAAUCAAAGAUAAAGUCUCCUUGUCCCGAGCCAAAUUAUCUACUGAUCAAGCGCAAAGUGACAUCCCUGAACUAAGUAAUAUCCCGUCCCAAAUAGCAGAAGCCAGUACAUUGGUGGUAAAAAUUCCCUAUAAUCGGAAAGUAGAACAAGAAUUAGAUGCGAAAAUAUCAUCGUAUGAAUCUCAAAAAUUGAUCGGCGUGAAGAAUUCUUCACGCGCAUAUGGCCAAUCGAAAUCAGAUAUAGAAAUUAAAGCAUGCGAAGAAACUUUACUGGAAACCGAG
Molecule: messenger RNA, 716 nt
Organism: Acaulospora morrowiae
Lineage: Eukaryota; Fungi; Glomeromycota; Glomeromycetes; Diversisporales; Acaulosporaceae
Source: the annotation of a GenBank genome assembly